AUGAUGGACGACGAUCGACUGUCCAUAAACUCACUGCCCGACGAGAUUUUGCUGUGCGUAUUCCGAAAGCUGUCAGCCACCGAGUUCGUCGCGACGGUACCGCUCGUGUGCGACCGGUGGUCGCGGAUAAUCUCGUCAGACGCUUGCACGCUAAAGCGGGUAUGCAUGCACCACACAAACGCGUCUGCUGCCGUUGAAUUCUUCUACUUCCGCGACGAAAGCGAACGGUCGCUGAUGUUCCAUUGGCCGUCCGACGAGUACUCUGCACGGCUACUGCAGUACAGCUACGACCAGUACGACAAUAGUGCCGUUGGCGGUCCGGUGAGGCGAGUUGGUUACGCGAACGCGUUCUACUUGUGCGCACGGUACGAGGAGAUCUUCGGGCAUAUCACCACGCUGGUAAUCUCGUCCAGUCUGUGCGUAUACGCCACUGACGGGUUCACGUACGUCGACUGUCUGACCACGUUAGUAUUGCACAGCGUCCGGAUCCGGGAGGCAGACCAGUACACGCUUGCCGAACUGGGCACCGUGUACUUCAACGUGACGGACGUGAUGUACUUGAAAUGUUCACUCGCCUCUCAUUUCGACCUCAAGUUCCUGCACGCCGGGUUCGGGCAGCUACGGCGGUUCCGGGCCGAUCACAACACCGUCGGAGUCCGGUUCCUCGAAGACCUGUUGCACGCGCACCGGGGCACCCUGGAGACGGUCGUGCUAGGCGACUCCACGGUGACGGGCGACCGUUGGAUAGACGUCCUAUCGGACAGGCUCCGCGGACGAACCAUAAACCGCCUGAGCAUGCACAGUUUGUACUUCACGGAGAGGUGUGUAAAUCGGUUUCUGACAUCCGCCGACUUGAUCCUGCCCGAUGACAGAUCCAAAGUGACCAUCAACAGUGAGCUAAGCAGGAUCUCGUUUUCCAUCGACAUCGAUCCCUUACGAUGA
Molecule: messenger RNA, 942 nt
Organism: Macrosiphum euphorbiae (potato aphid)
Lineage: Eukaryota; Metazoa; Arthropoda; Insecta; Hemiptera; Aphididae
Source: the annotation of a GenBank genome assembly